Messenger RNA from Gopherus flavomarginatus (Mexican gopher tortoise), 1089 nucleotides. RefSeq lists its product as uncharacterized. Gene Ontology annotation, cellular component: external side of plasma membrane. The transcript has 7 exons. Bases 1 to 1089 code for a protein of 362 amino acids. Lineage: Eukaryota; Metazoa; Chordata; Testudines; Testudinidae. The record is from RefSeq and is a predicted model, not a curated record. Gene Ontology annotation, biological process: cellular response to lipopolysaccharide; negative regulation of T cell proliferation; immune response.
AUGGGGCGGCCGCUGGACCCUAGUAAUAUCUGCUUCAUCGUCUUCCUCAUCCGCUCGAUAGCAGCUGGUCUCGGGGUUCAGCAGCUGCCCCCCAUGGCGAGCAUCCCAGCCGGGGGCAGCGUCACCCUGAGCUGCACCUUCCACAGCCGCAACCGGACCGGGACACAAGUCACCUGGGCCAGGGGCUCCCGGGAGGCCGUCGUGCUGGACCCCGCCCACCCCUUCUACCAGGGGCGGCUGGCCCAGAGCCAGCGGGACCAGCAGGGCCGGGCAGAGGCCACGGUGACCCUGUCGGAGCUGAUGGAGAGGGACUCAGAUCUCUACCACUGCUACAUCACGUACCCGCAGGGCGAGCAGGCGAAGGGCACCGGGACCACCCUGACUGGGAUAGGCAGAGCUGUUGCAGAAAUUCCAGCUGGUUGCAAGAGGGCGUCAAACCCAAAUGUGGGAGCAUUCGGCCAGAAACAGGAUGGUCUAAGAGUUUCUCAGGAGCCCAAGUCCCUCAACGCAACAGUCGGGGAGAACGUGACCCUGAGCUGCACCUUCCAGAAUAGAAAUGGCAGCAGAGCCAAGGUGCUUUGGUUCAGGGGCUCUGGAGAAGACGUGGUGCUGGAUGCUAAGCACCCCUUCUACCAGGGGCGGCUCCAUGUGUCCAGGCUGGAUGAGAUCAGUAAGGGGAACGCGACACUGACCCUGGGUAAACUGGACAAGAGAGACUCUGGCCUCUAUCAGUGCUGCAUCGAAAUCCAGAAUGAGAUGACAGGGAUGGGAGAAGGCACAGAUCUAAGAGUGUUGAGGAGAAACCAGAGUGUGACUGACGAUAGAAAGGAAUCGAAGCAGGACACCAGCACAGAACUCACCAUCUACAGAGCCACGACUGCUCUGGCAGGUGUCAGCAUCAUCAUCUUAGUUACCGCCCUCCUGCUGCGCAGACGCACAGCAGCCUCCCCAGACACCCAACAGCAGCAGCCGGCAAAGGGGCACAGCAGAGCUGGUGGUAACGCGAGCAAGGAUCUGCACUAUGCCGAGAUCACUUUCAAGGCUCCAGCUCACACAGAAUAUGCCUCUAUCCAGACUCAGCGACUCUGA